This is a messenger RNA of Artibeus jamaicensis (Jamaican fruit-eating bat), 4083 nucleotides long. RefSeq names its product taste 1 receptor member 3 (gene TAS1R3). Gene Ontology annotation, cellular component: membrane. NCBI's taxonomy places the organism in Eukaryota, Metazoa, Chordata, Mammalia, Chiroptera, Phyllostomidae. The transcript is spliced from 6 exons. Gene Ontology annotation, biological process: sensory perception of umami taste; sensory perception of sweet taste; G protein-coupled receptor signaling pathway. Gene Ontology annotation, molecular function: G protein-coupled receptor activity; sweet taste receptor activity. The record is from RefSeq and is a predicted model, not a curated record. Bases 746 to 3331 code for a protein of 861 amino acids.
GCAGCCCAUUUGGUUACAGCCUCUCCUCCCUCCUUUGCAUGCAACCCCCUGCAGGCCCAGCUGAGAGCCCCGUCCCCACGGCGGGGGCUCCUUCUCAGGCAGGUUCCCAGACCUGGGCGACACAGCCAACCCCAGGGCUCCCGAUGCUUCCAGGCCUUGGGUCCAGGGCAGAAGGACCACCCAGAGCCCCAAGGUACACUGCUCCUAGGCAGGCCGAGAGGUCCCCGCUCCAGGACUGUCCCUACCCCAGCCGCAGACUAGAGGGUCCCCCCAGACGGGCUCCUGGGGUCCCCCCUGCAGUCUCCUCCUGACUGCUGAGGUGCCACCCCGGUGCUGCAGAGCAAAGGGGUUGCUUGCUCCCCAGGCACUGGUCCCUCCGAGACCCUCCCACAAGCAGCUGGAGAGCCUGGGACCCUCAGGCGGAAGAAUCCUGGGUGUCCCUCUCCCUGUCCAGGAGCAGGAUGGGUGCCCAGGGGCUGGGGUGCAGCAAGGCAUCGAGGUCACAGUCAGUGGCUGCUCAAAGCCUGCCUGCCCAAAUCACAGCUGGCCAGUCUUGGUGGCAUCUGACCAACAGGAACUGACGUGCGGAAACCUCGGGCCCAGAGACGUGAGGGCGUCCUCAGGGGCCCCUGGGCGUGGCAGGUGAGUUUUGCUAAGCAAAUCUUCCACCCCUCCCAGCCCCAAGUCACCAUAUCUGGGCCCCCAACUCGCCCCCUGGCCAUCCCUGCAGAGGCCGCCACCUGCCAUGCUGUGCCUGGCUCUGCUGGGCCUCUCCGCUCUGCUGGGCCUGGCGGCGGGGGCCCCGCUGUGCCUGUCCCGGCAGCUCAGGAUGCAGGGCGACUACGUGCUGGGGGGGCUCUUCCCCCUGGGCGCGGCUGAGGACACAGGCCUCUGCGACAGGACACAGCCCAACACCACCACGUGCACCAGGUUGUCCCCGCUCGGCCUGCUCUGGGCACUGGCAGGAAAGAUGGCCGUGGAGGAGAUCAACAGAGGGUCUUCCCUGCUGCCCGGGACGCUCCUGGGCUACGACUUCUUCGACACAUGCUCAGACCCUGUGGUGGCCAUAAAGCCCAGCCUCAUGUUCAUGGCCAAGGCAGGCGGCCGAGACGUAGCCGCCCACUGCGACUACUCGCAGCACCAGCCCCGCGUGCUGGCGGUCAUCGGGCCCCAGUCUUCCGAGCUCGCCCUCAUCACCGGCAAGCUCUUCGGUUUCUUCCUCAUGCCCCAGGUCAGCUACGGUGCCAGCAUGGACAAGCUGAGCGACCGGGAAGCCUUCCCGUCCUUCUUCCGCACGGUGCCCAGCGACCAAGUGCAGGCGACGGCCAUGGUGGAGCUGCUGCUGGCGCUGCACUGGAACUGGGUGGCCGCCCUGGCCAGCGACGAGGAGUACGGCCGGCAGGGCCUCAGCCUCUUCUCCAGCCUGGCCAGCACGAAGGGCAUCUGCAUCGCGCAGGAGGGCCUGGUGCCUCUGCCCGGAGUCACAGGUGAGCAGCUGGGCACCAUGUGGGACCUGCUGCGCCAGGUGAACCAGAGCAGCGUGGAGGUGGUGGUCCUCUUCUCCUCCGCCCGGGCCGCCCGCACUCUCUUCAGCUACAGCAUCCGAAGCAGGCUCUCGCCCAAGGUGUGGGUGGCCAGUGAGGCCUGGCUGACCUCGGACCUGGUCAUGACGCUGCCCGGCAUGGCGCAGGUGGGCACCGUGCUGGGCUUCCUGCAGCAGGGCGCCCCGCUGCCCGACUUCGAGUCCUACGUGCAGACCCGCCUGGCCAUGGCCGCAGACCCCGCCUUCUGCGCCUCACUGGACUCAAAGCGGCCGGGCCCGGAGGACCACGUGGUGGGGCCGCGCUGCCCCCAGUGCGACCACAUCUCACUGGACAACGUGUCCGCGAGCCUCCGGCACCACCAGACCUUCGCGGCCUACGCGGCGGUGUACGCCGUGGCCCAGGCCCUGCACAACACGCUGCUGUGCGGCACCUCGGGCUGCCCCGCGCGGGAGCCCGUGCAGCCCUGGCAGCUCCUGGAAAACAUGUACAACAUGAGCUUCCAGGCGAGCGGCCUUGAGCUGCGGUUUGACACCAGCGGGAACGUGGACCUGGGCUACGACCUGAAGCUGUGGGUGUGGCAGGACCAGAUACCUGAGCUGCGCACCGUGGGCAGCUUUGAUGGCCGCCUGCAGCUGCAGCCGUCCCGGAUGAACUGGCACACGCCGAGGAACACGAUGCCCAUGUCCCAGUGCUCGAGGCGCUGCGAGGAGGGCCAGGUGCGCCGCGUGAAAGGCUUCCACUCCUGCUGCUACGACUGUGUGGACUGCACGGCCGGCAGCUACCAGCGCAGCCCAGACGACCUCCUCUGCACCCAGUGUGAGCAGGACCAGUGGUCACCAGACAAGAGCCUGCGCUGUUUCCCCCGCAAGCCCAAGUUCCUGGCGUGGGGGGAGCCGGCCACACUGCUGCUGCUUGCGCUGCUGGGCCUGGUGCUGGGCCUGGUGCUGGCGGCCCUGGGGCUAUUUGUCUGGCACCGGGACAGCCCCUUGGUCCGGGCCUCGGGCGGGCCUCGGGCCUGCUUUGGCCUGGCCUGCCUGGGCCUCGUCUGCCUCAGUGCCCUCCUGUUCCCUGGCCGGCCCAGCCCCGCCCACUGCCUGGCCCAGCAGCCGCUGCUGCACCUCCCGCUGUCCGGCUGCCUGAGCACCCUCGUCCUGCAGGCAGCCGAGGUCUUUGUGGAGUCAGAGCUGCCAUCAAGCUGGGCUGCCCGGCUGCGCAGCCACCUGCGGGGGCCCCAGGCCUGGCUGGCAGUGCUGCUCGCCGUGCUGGUGGAGGCUGUGCUGUGCGCCUGGUCCCUGGGGGCCUUCCCACCCGAGGUGGUGACGGACUGGCAGGUGCUGCCCACGGAGGCGCUGGUGCACUGCCGCAUGCGCUCCUGGGUCGGCUUUGGCCUGCUGCACACAGCCAACGCCACGCUGGCGUUGCUGUGCUUCCUGGGCACCUUCCUGGUGCGCAGCCAGCCUGGCCGCUACAACGGCGCCCGCAGCCUCACCUUUGCCACGCUGGCCUACUUCAUCACCUGGGUCUCCUUCGUGCCUCUAUUCGCCAACGUGCCCGUGGUCCACCAGCCCACCGUGCAGAUGGGCGCCAGCCUGCUCUGCGCCCUGGGCAUCCUGGGCACCUUCCACCUGCCCAAGUGCUGCUUGCUGCUGUGGCAGUCAGAGAGCAACACUCCCGAGUUCUUCUUGGGAGGGGUUCCUGGCGAUGCCAGAGGGCACGGUGGCAGCAGGGGUGGACAGGAGACUGAGCAAAAACCAGUAGCCCAUGACCCAGUGGCUUCGCCCCACUGAAACCAGACCUGAUGCCCACACAAACCACCCGAAGGCUGUUGCACCCUGCUAGGCACUGCCCCCACCUCUAGAUUGUUCCCAGGCUGCCUGCUGACCUUCACCAAAUGACCCCGGGACUGAAUGGGCCCUGUGAGAUCUCACCACCUGGGCACCGGGGGCCAGGACAGCCAGGGACAGCUGUCCUUGUCAUGCUGCCCAGGGACCCUGCAGAGAGGGGCUGGAGGUCUCCCAGGCCCCUGAGGCCCACACUGUGCUCAGGGGAGCCCCACAGCUGGGCCAAGCCUGGGUCCCCCACCAGCACCCCACCAAUCAUCACUGGAGCGAGCGGGAGGCUGGCAAGUGGCUGGGGCUGCCCAACCAGGGGCCCCAGCGCAGGAGAGAGGCCCACUCGUGUGGAGAGGGACACCAGCUUCCUUCUCUCUUCCUGCCCUGAGUGGGUAGAACGGGUCGGCCCACCACCAGCACCGUGGACAGAGCCCAGCCAGGGUUGGGGGUCAGCACCAAGGCCAGCGCCAGCUGCCAGGAGGGGACCCCUGGAACCAGCACUUCGUACAGAAGACUUUCUGCCAGGACCUGGCCAGCUGCCAGCGCGGGUUGGCGCCUCUUCACUGAACUGGGCCCGAGGACAGUGCCUGGCUAGUCCUGGGCCGGCUCCGGCCCGACCCCAGGGAGCCUAGACCUGCUCCCACACCCCCCCUCCUUAAGGCAGCCGGACACAGGAAAAGAGACACAGGCCACACGUCAGUCCCAUA